Molecule: messenger RNA, 804 nt
Organism: Zingiber officinale
Lineage: Eukaryota; Viridiplantae; Streptophyta; Magnoliopsida; Zingiberales; Zingiberaceae
Product: embryo-specific protein ATS3A-like
Exons: 3
Coding region: 52-588 (178 amino acids)
Molecular function (GO): protein binding
Source: RefSeq, a predicted model, not a curated record
CAACUUUGCAAACCAGCUUCGCCUGUCGUGGGUGAGAGAGAAGUCGAGAGAAUGGAAGGGAAAAUGGCGAAGCCCAUGGCGAUAUCCCUGCUCCUUCACCUCUUCCUCCUCUCAUCGCCGUCCUUUCUCGCCUUCUGCGCUUCCGAAGCUGUCGAUCCCCGGCCGCGGGAGCUCCGAUCUUUCAAGAUCCAAGAGAUCAAGAAGGAGAAGGCCAGGAGUAGCUGUUCCUACACUGUGAAGAUUAAGACCAGCUGCUCUUCCCCUAGCUAUACCAGAGACUGGAUCAGCCUUGCUUUUGGCGACGCAUACCAAAAUCAGGUAUAUGCACCAAGGCUAGAUAAUCCUUCAUCAGGAGCAUUCGAGCGUUGCUCCACCGAUACAUUCAAGAUCCAAGGACCAUGCGGAUAUGGAGUCUGCUACUUGUACUUACGGCGCGAUGGUCAGGAUGGAUGGACUCCCGAGUGGGUGAAGAUCUAUGAGCCUGGUGCUCAAAGUGCCCUCACCUUCUACUAUGGAUCUCGCCUUCCCAAUGGCAUCUGGUAUGGCUUCAACCAUUGCCCCAGCGUGUCAUCGACUCUGACUGAAUGAGCCAGAUCUGACAUGGUAUGCUUAAGAUCGAGUAAAAUAAUUGAGCAAGAAUUGUCUCUGUAGAAAAUUGCUUCCACUGCAUGUUCUCGGUAGGCAUCCUCCACCUUUAUAUCUUAUCGUAGACAGUCAUUCUUGUUAUGUAUGAUCGAUCAUCUCUGGAACAACUCUAUAUUUCACUAUGCUAUUAAAUGUGAUCAAUGGCCAUCUAUCUCAUAA